Rotaria socialis is the source of this 2364-nucleotide messenger RNA. NCBI's taxonomy places the organism in Eukaryota, Metazoa, Rotifera, Eurotatoria, Philodinida, Philodinidae. The record is from the annotation of a GenBank genome assembly.
AUGUUAGCAAGUGUCGUUUUCGUCGUUUUUUCAUUACCAUUUUUCGUCUUGGGAUGUGGCAUUACAACACAUAUCGAAGUAUCACAUCGUGCACAAGAUCUUUGGUUACAUCAACCUAUCUAUAGAAAUUAUGUUCUUCAACAUCAAGAUGCAUUACAAGGUGGAUCUCCAUAUCCUGAUGUAAUGUAUGACGGUGUAUGUUAUCGUGGUAGUUUACAUCAAGUUGCUGAAGAUACUCACUGGUAUCCAUUUAUGAAGAUUGCUAUUGAAUAUAUGCGUGAUCGAUAUCCACCACCAUUACAGGCAGAUAAUAUUCAAGGACAAAAAUUUCUUGCAUUUCUACUUGGUGUAGCAUCUCAUCAAAUUGCGGAUGCCGUAUGGCAUGGCAGUUUAACAGGUUGUCCCAAUGGUUUUAUAGAUGCAACUGCUUGGGAAAGUUUUGAUAGUGACGAAGAAAAAGCACAUUCAAGUGUUGAUCCUGGUGGUGAUAGUGUUAUUGAUUAUGAAUUACCUAUUGCUUAUAUCGGUUUAACUAACAAAUGGUAUGUGCCUGCACUUGAAUUGCAAGAAAUUUACAAAAGAUACGCCGUGGAAUAUGAUUCGCCAUUAGAAGUCAAUGCAACAGCUGAACGCGUUCAAGUAUGUUCUGAUUUAAUGUUUAUAGGACGCUUUGGUGAUGCUUUAUUUCUUGGCGUCGAAUAUCCAAAAUAUUCUCAUAAUAAUACAUUUUUACUUGAUAAUCUUUAUGAAUAUUACCAUGGAGGUUUACUGAAUAUGGCUCAUAAAACGGUCCGAUAUUGGGAUCAAAUUAUAGCUAUGUAUGAAAGCGGCACUGAUAUAUGUCAAAUGCCAUCUAAUAAUCCAUAUUAUUUAAAUUGUUCAAUUCCUCCUUUACAAAAUCUAGAAGAAAAACAACAGUCAACAACAUAUAUUCGUUCGAAAUCAUCGAAUUAUCUUCCAUUUUCCAGUCAAUCUUCUCUAUCAUUAUCAACAUUACAAUAUAAUGAAAUACCUAUGGGUCUUAUAUCAAAUCAAAGUUAUGCAUCAUUCGGUCGUACAACACUCUUUGCUGAUUUUAAUAAUGAUGGAUUCAUUGAUUUUGCUGUAUCGGCACCUGAUUAUUAUAAUUUUGGUUGUUCUCAAGGUGGCCGUGUUUUUAUUAUUUAUGGAAAAAAAGAUCAGCCACCUGUUCCAGAACGUGAUAUUAGUAUUAUUGAACAAAUAGCUGAUCAAACAUUAAUAUCCCCCAUUUGUGAUGGUGAUCGAUUUGGUACAGGAUUAGCUUUUCUUGACUGGAAUAAUGAUACUUUUAAUGAUCUUGUUGUUAGUAGUCCAUCACAUGGUUAUGGUUUUCGUGGUGCUGUAUUUGUUUAUGCUGGUAGUAAAGAUGGCCUUCAAACGAAGCCAUUUAUCUAUAUCGAUGGUGUUGAUGAACAUGAUGCUAUUGGAUUUGAAUUACAUACAGCACAUCUUGAUAAUGAUACGUUAUUAGAUUUAAUUAUUACAAGCCCUUAUGCACAACCACAUGGUUAUGAUCAACCACAACAAGGAGCUGUUUGGGUUUUUCUUAGUUCAGAUUUCAUGAAUAAACAGCAAAUAUCUGAUCGUCAAAUAACCAUCAACAAUGCAUCGUUCACAUUAUUUGGUGAAAGUGCUAAAUCAAAAUUCGGUUAUUCGCUUCAAAUAAUUCCUCCAUCAUGCAUUAGUCAUAUAACUUCAUCCCCGGUUCUUUUAAUUGGUGCACCGGCAAAUCAAGGAAAACUGUAUCUCUAUGCGGUUGAGUCUCAACCUCGUCUUAUAAUGACAUUACAAGGUGUACAAAAUAAUGACCAUUUUGGACAAAGUUUUUCUAUUCAACCAGAUAAAUGUUGGUUAGCAGUUGGUUCACCAACGCAAUCGAUAGAUUGGUAUGGUGCUGUAGAUAUUAUUCCAUUAAGCAAUCUGUUCAAUAAAAAUAAACUUCAUCUUGAUCGUAGUGAUAGUUCUAUCCUUAUUUCUAUUCAUGGUGAUCGAAUAUUUGAACGUCUUGGUAAUAGUGUUCAGUGGACACCACAAGGUGAUUUAGUUAUAUCAGCUCCAUUGGGGAAAGGAAAAUUAUUACCAUUACAAUUGGAAAAAUCUGAAGGUUACGUCUAUAUUGUACCUGCAAAUCGAAUUCCAAGUCGACCCGAUCCAAAAAUUCACUAUAUUAGUACGAUGAGUUCGAUUAUAUAUGUUGCACACAAUCGUCUUAAUCGAUUUGGUUCUCGAAUGAAUGUUCUUUCGUCAACGUCUGUUUCUUAUCUUGUUAUUUCAUCACCGUUCACGGAUAUGUACGACGAUGUUCGUCUACCUGGAAUGUUAUAUGUUCAACAAUUAAAAUAA